AUGACCCCCGCAUAUACCGAGAAAACAACAGCCUCCGAGCUGGUGGAGCUCCUCGCCGCCGAGAUCAAAGGCAAGGUGAUCCUGACCACCGGCCCAUCACCAGCAAGCAUCGGCGCAAGAUUCGUCGAGACAAUCGCGCGUGCUCAGCCAGCCCUAAUUAUCCUUGCCAGCCGGAACACGGCCAAGCUGCAGAAGACCGCGGAUGCGAUUGCACGAAUCCAGGCCGCGGAGGAGUUGAAGAGCUGGGACGAUGUCCCGCGAAUCGAUGUCCUCGUUAACAAUGCAGGAAUCAUGGGCACGAAGUUCGCGCUCAGCCCCGAUGGCUUCGAGAGUCAGUUUGCGACGAACCAUCUGGGGCACUUCCUGUUCACGAAUCUGAUCAUCGAUAAGCUUUUGGUGUCGGAAGCGCCGCGCGUCGUUAGCGUGAGUAGUGAUGGGCACCGGUUGAGUCCGAUUCGUUGGGCGGAUUAUCACUUCCAGAACGGAGAAACCUAUAACAGGUGGACUGCAUACGGACAGUCCAAGACAGCUAACAUGCUGAUGGCGCUCUCGUUGGCGGAGAAGCUGAGAUCCAAGGGGCUUUUGGCGUACAGCUUGCACCCUGGCGUCAUCAUCACGACAUCUCUUUCAGGUAGUCUUGACAACAUGGAUGAGGACUUCGCUGCGUUGAGCGAGCUUGACCGGACGCUCGGAAACGCAGAGGGCUGGCGGGACUUUAAGAUGAAGACGGAUCAGCAGGGAGCAGCGACGACGGUCUAUGCUGCGUUCGACCCUGGCCUUAAAGAGAACAACGGGGCGUAUUUGCAGGACUGCCGUAUUGCGGACCCGUGGACGGACACGGUCAAGCCAUGGGGCACGAGCAAGGUGGAGGCUGAGAGGUUGUGGAAGCUGAGCGAGAAGUUAGUUGAGCAGGAGUUCAAUUAUUAG
Messenger RNA from Aspergillus mulundensis, 927 nucleotides. Its product is annotated as putative short-chain dehydrogenase. The transcript has 5 exons. Bases 1 to 927 code for a protein of 308 amino acids. The record is from RefSeq and is a predicted model, not a curated record. Lineage: Eukaryota; Fungi; Ascomycota; Eurotiomycetes; Eurotiales; Aspergillaceae.